GUAAGCUGUCACCUGCAACCAUCGGAGGGUGCAACAUGGAGUUAAAAAGUUGAGUUUUAAAGCGGCUCUCUGGUAGCUCAUGGCAGCAGAGGAAGCAGGGGCUGUCGGCCGACCUCCGGCCUGUCUGUGCGUCCUCUGCGGACUACCUGCUGCUGGGAAGUCCACGUUGGCCCGCCAGGUCCUGAGCACCGCUGCACAGCACGGAUGGAGAGCCAGUUUGGUGCCGUAUGAUGACCUGAUCCCCGAGCAUGCUUUUCAGACCAGAGUGGUGGAGGACGCUGUCAAACUGCAAAGAAUGCAGACUGAAUGGAAGUUACACAGACAGGCAGUUCUGCAGGCCAUUGAACGGUUUUUGGAGAAGCCUCAAGUUCUGGCCGAGCUGCCGAGCAGCUGUCAGAUCAACGGGGCUGCAUGGGAACGAUGCAUUCAAGCUGUACUGCAGCCUGAAGCGUUGGAUUGCUCUCAAGCUGACCGAGCACCACUUCUCUUUCUACUGGACGACAACUUCUACUAUCCAAGCAUGAGAUAUGAAGUGUACCAACUUGCCAGAAAGUAUUCGCUGGGUUUCUGCCAGGUCUAUCUGCACUGUGAUUUGGAGUUCUGCAUCAACAGAAACCAGUGCAGGUCUGAACCCAUUCCCACUGAGGUGAUAUUGGAGAUGGUGAAGCGUUUGGAGGCUCCAAAUCCACAGAAGAACUCAUGGGAGACAAACAGCAUUUCACUCAGCACUACAAGCAAUUUAUCAAAAUGUGACAUCCAGAGAGUGAUGGAGUUGAUCUCCUCUGCACUGAGCAACCCGCUGAGCCCGGUGGAGGACAACACUGAACAAACGGAGGCUGACCGCCUGAAAUGCGCCACUAGUGUGCUUCACCAGGCUGACCAGGCCUGUCGACGGCGCAUCUCUGAAGCCAUGAAGACAGCCAGAGAAAAUCAAGUACGCCCCGAGCACAUGAGGUCUUUGGCCGCUCAGCUGAAUGACUCCAAGGCAACAUUCCUUCACAGCCUGCGGGGACAGUUGCUUCAGGGAGCGUCUUUCACUCAAGAAGAGGACAUUGAUGUAGAACGUGUGGUGGAAAGAGCAGUGGAUGUUUUUGAUCGUGAGAGAAAGGAAAUCCUGUGGAGAAUCAUGAAUGGAAAUAAAUGACUUGAAUCUU
Messenger RNA from Chelmon rostratus (copperband butterflyfish), 1154 nucleotides. RefSeq names its product L-seryl-tRNA(Sec) kinase (gene pstk). The coding region runs from base 80 to 1144 and encodes 354 amino acids. Lineage: Eukaryota; Metazoa; Chordata; Actinopteri; Chaetodontiformes; Chaetodontidae. The record is from RefSeq and is a predicted model, not a curated record. The transcript has 6 exons. Gene Ontology annotation, molecular function: kinase activity; tRNA binding.